AUGGUUGUUGUUUCACUUUGUUUAGUUCUUGGAAAAGUAUUGAGUUAUUAUAAUGUUAUAUCCACUGUCACUUCUCGCAAAAUGGUCCACAUUUUAACAGGAACAUUUCAAAUUGUGUUUUGGGCGUAUUAUCCCGACGAACCGUAUGCUCGAGUAUAUGGAGCACUUGGUUGCUUUAUAUUUGCAAUUGUUUUUAUGUUGUUUGGAUUUGGUAUCGUAAAAGGGAUGUUAUCACGUUUUAUGGUCGACUCCGUAUGCAGAGAGAAAGAUGCACAUGAAAUGUUAUAUGGUCCUUUAAAUUAUUGUCUGAUCAUAUCAUCGUUCUCUUUAAUGUUUUGGAAGAAUUAUCCACCUGCUAUUUCAGCUAUUGUAAUUAUGCUAAUGGGUGAUGGGAUGGCCGAAAUAAUAGGCAAAAAGUGCGGUAAAAGACAACUCAAAAAUCCAUGGGGAAAUGAAAAAAGUGUUGAAGGGACAGUUUCAGUUACUCUAUUUGGUGGGAUUGGUGCAAUGGCAAUGUGCUUUUUGAUAUAUGGGAAUAUGUAUUUUAUGUACAACUGUUUAUUUGGAAUCGUGGGGGCAUUGGUCGAGUUUUAUUCCUAUCCAAAUUAUGACAACGUGUUCAUUCCAAUUUCAAUUGUAAUGGUCGGAUUUUGCAUUUUCAAUUGA
Messenger RNA from Entamoeba invadens IP1, 666 nucleotides. RefSeq lists its product as hypothetical. Gene Ontology annotation, molecular function: ATP-dependent diacylglycerol kinase activity. NCBI's taxonomy places the organism in Eukaryota, Evosea, Mastigamoebida, Endamoebidae. The transcript has a single exon. Bases 1 to 666 code for a protein of 221 amino acids. The record is from RefSeq and is a predicted model, not a curated record. Gene Ontology annotation, cellular component: endoplasmic reticulum membrane. Gene Ontology annotation, biological process: phosphatidic acid biosynthetic process.